Molecule: messenger RNA, 1776 nt
Organism: Ailuropoda melanoleuca (giant panda)
Lineage: Eukaryota; Metazoa; Chordata; Mammalia; Carnivora; Ursidae
Gene: DEPDC4
Product: DEP domain containing 4
Source: RefSeq, a predicted model, not a curated record
AUGACUCCGGCCCUGCUCUCCCGUCGCCUCAAGGCCUCUUCGGGGGACUCGGGCCUCUCGGAUCUGCUCCCCGGAGCUCCCCGCUCCCCCAGCCCGGCCUCGCGCGGGCGCCCACCGUCCCGGCCCGCAGCCGGCAGGCCCGUCACCAGGCAACAGUCACCACCUCUAAGGGCCUUGGGAAGGCCUACUCUGGCUCGGGGGCGGGGUUACGAGCCAGGGGAGGAACCCGAUCGCGAGCUGGUGGCGGUUCCUUUGACCCCGCGGUUCCGUAUCCUUGGCGGCCAGAGCCGGCUUCGCGGGCCAGGACCGAGCGGGCAGAGUUUUGUGAGCCCUAACGUUGCCUUCUGCCGGAAAACGAGGACAGGAUGCUCUGGUCCUUUUCAAUCUACUCAGCUAUGGGAUGGUAUUAUUCACUCCCUUCAGACUCAAGUUGAAAUAAAAUGGAUACAUCAUUUAUGAACAAGCUAAGACUGUUUAACUGAUUCUGUUGCCGUUGAUGUAGUAUUAAGUCAUCUUAUUUUAAAUAUGUGUCUAAGUAGUAAUGACACCUCUCUUCUUAAAGGAGCUUGUCUUUGCCACAUUCUAAUGAAUCAUAAAGCAUUUGAACCAGUAGGAAUGAAGCUAUUUAAAAAUGAAAAGGAAUUAGAAUCUGAAGUUUCAAACAGUAGUCUCUACAGGUUUCUAGGCAAUAAAUCAUCUUAUAUUUUUUGUGAAAGAAGAAAAGGAUUCUGGGAAUGGCUCCCUGAAAUCCUUUGUGGAAAUAAGGAAUAUGAAAUGAUUUCAAAUCCUCUAGCACAAGAGAUUAGUGAGGAAAGAAUAGAGGAAUCUAUUCAUACAAUGAGUGGGAAUACGGCUUUACCUCCAAAUAUCAUAGUUGACAAACCUGUUCUUUCACUUUCAAAAGAAGGUGUUUGGAAACAGCAGACAUUGCUAUGUAUUUUUUUACUGAUUCACCUUCCAUUCUUGGAAAAUAUUUUGGAGCCUCCUGUUAAAACACAAAAUCUUCAAUUAAGUAAAGUGGAGGAUCUUAUUCUCUCAAACACUUGUCUGGACAAAGAGGUUAUUCCAAGCUUAUGUCUACCUGAGGCUGACAACUGGUUUAUUAAUGCAGCAAUUAAAUGUUGAUACUUCCCUGACGAAUUAUAGUUGCAGUUACUCAGCAGUUAGUACAAAACAGAAAAGACAAGAUUGAGUAUACGGAAGAUACUCUUUGAUGUCAUAGUAAAAUACUGUAAUCAAGAGAGAGAUUGCCUAUUCACUGAUGAGUACUCUGACAUUCAGUCAGGAAUCAUUGAACUUUUAGAAAAUGAGAAAAGAACAGAAGCAUUUGGAGCAACGUAACUGUAUCUAAGAUUAUUACUGCACAACAUUAGAGAAGAGUUAUGAUAGCCACUUACCUUCAUGGCUAUUGUAUCAGAACCUAACACCCACAAGUUACAAAAACAGUAUGAUAACAAAACAGUGGUCCUGAAAACUCUUAUCAAAGCAGUUUUGCAAAUGAGAUCAUUAUUAAAAGUAUGGACAGAACAACUAGUUCGGUUUUUAUUGGAGUAUCACUCUGAGCUAUUCAAGACUCCAGUUACUUUACUGGAUCUGGGUAAGAAACCUCCGAAGCUUCUACAUGCAGAAGAUCCAGAUGCCAUAUGAGGUAGGGCUGAUACUAAUAAUACCUACACAUCUAGACCUGAGGUUACUGAAGACUUUAUGUGGGAAAAACACAAAAAGUUUGGUACAUGGUAUGCACUCAUUUUAAGCUACUACUAUAUUGUUAUUUGA